GAGCGAGAGGAGGAGGAGGAGGGAGGCGUCGCUUCAUCGCGCGCAGGCGCAGUGCGCCGCUCGCCUCUCGUUUUCCAGCCCGGCCGGAGCGUGUUGCAGUUUGCAGAAGAACUUCAGCUGAUCGGGAGAGCUGGUGUUAAGAGCAAAAAGUGGACACCAGUUCAUUCUUUUUUCCUGCACAAGUUUCCAAAGGAAGCUGAUCUCCAGAAGGGAUCUAAAGAAGAUGUCUUAUGGAUCCAUUGAUGGCGGUGGGUUUGGUAGCAGAAAUACCUUUGGAGGACCAUCCAGACAAGGGUAUCAACCUUUAGCCACCCAGAUCGAUCCGAACGAACUCCAAGAUAUUUUUCAAACCACCUCGGCCAGCAUCUUCCGAAUUAAUGCCAAUGUGACAUCUCUGGAAAGAAGCCUUAAAGCUGUUGGGACAGAAAAUGACACCCCGGAACUGCGUGACGGCCUUCACACAACUCAACAAGAGACCAACAAAACCGUCACUACGUGCACAAGUGCCAUCCGACAGCUGUCCGAGGGUAUCAGAAGCUCUUCUAGGCAAGAACGACUCCAGCUUGACCGGCUGAAGAAUCAACUUUCCGAUGCCAUUCAACGAUAUGGAACAAUACAAAAGAAAAUUGCAGAGAGAUCCAAGGCUCUGUUUCCAGUAAGGCAGAAGAGUAAAAAGCAGGUAAGCGGACUUUUUUUUUAAAGAAGAAUAAUUCCCUCUCGAUUCCGU
Crotalus tigris (Tiger rattlesnake) is the source of this 727-nucleotide messenger RNA. RefSeq names its product t-SNARE domain-containing protein 1-like. Lineage: Eukaryota; Metazoa; Chordata; Lepidosauria; Squamata; Viperidae. Gene Ontology annotation, cellular component: membrane. Gene Ontology annotation, biological process: vesicle-mediated transport. Bases 224 to 700 code for a protein of 158 amino acids. The record is from RefSeq and is a predicted model, not a curated record. The transcript has 8 exons.